This is a messenger RNA of Astyanax mexicanus (Mexican tetra), 2308 nucleotides long. It is a transcript of the gene ccdc82, whose product is annotated as coiled-coil domain containing 82. The transcript has 7 exons. The record is from RefSeq and is a predicted model, not a curated record. Gene Ontology annotation, cellular component: nucleus. The coding region runs from base 353 to 1993 and encodes 546 amino acids. Lineage: Eukaryota; Metazoa; Chordata; Actinopteri; Characiformes; Acestrorhamphidae.
CACUGCAAAAGCAAAACAAGACACACGCCCCUCAACAAACGCGGGACUUGUGGUUUAGGAAUGUGGCUGAAAAUAUAAAUUUUUAAACACAUAAACAGCUGACAGUGUAAAGCAGCGGCUGCAGGUUGGUUAGUGUAUGUUAGGCGGGUGCAUGCUCUCUGUUGCUAGUUAGAUAUUCGUGUUCAGUUCUGCUCAGUAUGUAACCUAAGCUAUCUCAGCUACUGUAACCUGACUGAGUGGGGGUGUCUCUGCACGAGCACUGACAGCUCGCAUAACGUUGAUGUCCUAAACCCAGGCUGGAAACACCUGAACUGUUUAAUUUCGCCCUGAUCAGAUUUAACCCACUGCAGCGAUGCUGAAGAGUGUAGGGAAGCUCUUCGGCUUGCGGCGGAAACCCCCGCCGCCUAAGGCCCGCAUAGACCGCCAGAAGACUCGGGUGAAUAAACUGGAUGAGAUGCUGGAUGACAGCGACGAGGGCUCCUACCACAGCACCACCAGCGUCAGUUCCGAGAGCGAGUACCGGGAGUCCAACGAUAACGCCUCGUACGGCUCUGACAGCUCCUACCAGCCCAAGCGCGACAGGGAAGACGACGAGGAGGCUUCGGCGGCGGCUGCGAGCAGCAGCAGUAACAGCAGCAGCAGCGAGGCGCGCGGGAAGAAGAGCAGCGCUGUUCCCCGCGGGCGGCGGAGGAAGAGAGCCGCCAGCGCCGCCGCUCUGGAGGACGACUCCAGCAGCAACUCCAGCAGCGGCUCCAGCAGCGACUCCAGCGACGUGGGAGCCGAACCCCGCCGGAAAGUGCUGCAGAAGAAGCGCCUGAAGCUCCAAGACUCCGAGGACGAGGCUCUGAAGCAGAAGCGGAGAGAGACAGAGCUGAAAAAAGCCAAAGAAGCCGCGGCGAAGCGGAGGGAGAGGAAGAGUAAACUGAUGGAGCUCGCGCGCAGGAGGAAGACGGGCACUCCGCGGCGCAGCCGCAGAUCGCGGGGUUCAGAAGAAGAAGAGGAGGAGGAGGAGAAGGGUAAAAAAGAGAAAGCUGAAGACAAAGAAAAAGCAGAUUCUGAAGAAAGCUCCAGUGAGAAGGACCCCAACCCUUUGAUGGACAGCAGUGAAGAAGAAAAACUAGCAGAUACUGACAGCCUGAAGGACUUCAUUGUAGAGGAGGAAGAACAGAAGAAGGCAGGGGAUGAGGAGGGGGAUGAGGAGGAGGAUGUGGGGGAGCCAAAGGGCAGGGACUUCUUGUCUCACCUCCCACGCCAGUUCAUCACUGGAUCUCAGUUAACCCACUUUCAAGUGGUGGUGAAAGCCCUGUUGAUCAACGCUCUGGACUCAUCCUUUCUCAAGUCUCUUUACAAUGGAGAGCGGACGAAGCGCUACGCCCAAGAGAUGAAGUCAUCACUGCACCACUUUGAUGAAAGAUUGGUGCUGCCACGUUUGGAAAAUCUGAAGCAAAGAAGCAGAUGGAAGGAACGCUACAAAGAACGUGUGGAAUGUUAUCCCAAAGUGCGGAUUUCCAUGGUGAAUGUUCAUACCAAAGGAUGUGAAGCCUGUGAGCUCCAUAGAAAUGGACGCUUCAGUGUGCGCCUCUCUGGACAGCUUUAUCACUGCGACACCCUUCAAGAGGACCAGUUCAUGCCUGAUGAUUCACAGACUUUCCUUGUCGGCUCAGUGUGUGCCAGCCGUACUGAAGUCUACCACGCACUGAAGCAUUUUAAGUACCACCUGUUUGAGCGCUGCCGCAACGCACUGGAUACUCUGAAAGAGGUACAGGAGCAGGAUGAGGGAGAAGAUGAUGAGCCAGUGAAAGACACAGUUAACAAGGUGUUCACUAAGCUGCAGGAAGAAGGCUGGAUUACUAAGUGGUGCAAUCUUUCUUUUUUUCUUUUGUACAGCAAUAUAACGAGUUUGAGGAACACCUUAACGCUGCAGAUUUCUUCCAAGAGGAGAAGCUGGACUAAGUGCAUUGGACCUCGCUUUUUAUUGUGCUCAUUUCUGUAAAUAUGUUUUCAGUAUUAUUUGAACACAUUUGAACCACUAAAGUCUUAAAUCAUUAAUAAUACAUCAGAAUACAUUUCUGGAUGUGUAGUGAGUUUUCAUAACAAAAACUGCAUCUUCUGUAAGAAUUAUAUUUGUAGGAUUACUUUAAGCCUGGCACUGUUUGCCUGGCAGCAUUUUCUUUUAUGUAUCUAAUUUUUGGUUAAAGCAUGUUAACUUGAGUGAUUCUGUAAAUAUUCAAACCAAGAAUGUGUAACAAAACCUGUACCAGACUGAUACAAUAUCCCCACUACAAUAAACCUACUCAGUAGAACUGUC